Messenger RNA from Bipolaris zeicola 26-R-13, 3489 nucleotides. RefSeq lists its product as uncharacterized. The transcript is spliced from 2 exons. Lineage: Eukaryota; Fungi; Ascomycota; Dothideomycetes; Pleosporales; Pleosporaceae. The record is from RefSeq and is a predicted model, not a curated record. Gene Ontology annotation, biological process: leucyl-tRNA aminoacylation. Gene Ontology annotation, molecular function: aminoacyl-tRNA deacylase activity; leucine-tRNA ligase activity; ATP binding. Bases 1 to 3489 code for a protein of 1162 amino acids.
AUGGCCGAGACCAUAAAAUCCAGCGAGGCGCCCAAGAGCGCUGUUGCCGCCACACUUGAGCAACUCAAGCCCCAAGAGGCUGAGUCAAAGACACUCAAAAUUGAAAACACCGACAAGCGUGACACGUUGAUCGCAGAAGAGAAGAAGUAUCAGAAAUCAUGGGAAGAGCAGGGCGUUUUCAACCCCGAUGCCCCCUCGCUUGAGGAGGAGCCGUUUGACACUACCACACCAGACCAACUUCAUGAGAAGUUUCCCAAGUGGCUUGGCUGCUUCGCUUAUCCCUACAUGAACGGAACCCUUCACGCUGGUCAUGGCUUUACUGCAAGUAAAGUUGAGUUUACUGCUGGCUUCCAGAGGAUGCUGGGUAAGCGAGUGCUUUUCCCAUUGGGAUGGCACGUAACUGGUAUGCCCAUCAAAGCAUGUGCCGACAAGCUCGUUAGAGAAGUGGAGAUGUUCGGACAGAACUUUGAGCGUUGCCCAGUCGAGGACGUCGUUGAGACAGCCGUAUCAGAGCCCCCCACCCCCACACAAGCUGAGACCAAGACCGACAUCACCAAGUUCAAGGCUCAGAAAGGCAAGGCCGCCGCCAAGACAGUCAAGACCAAAUACCAGUUCCAGAUCAUGCUUGCUCAAGGCAUACCUCUAGAAGAGAUUCACAAGUUCUCUGACCCGUAUCACUGGAUAGAAUUCUUCCCCCCGCUCGCCAAGAGGGAUCUCACAGCAUUUGGCGCCAGGAUCGACUGGAGGCGUCAAUUCGUCACAACAGACGCAAAUCCCUACUACGACAGCUUUGUUGCUUGGCAAAUGCGACGACUGAAAGCAAUGGGUAAGAUCAUCUUCGCUAAGCGAUACACUGUCUACAGUCCGAAAGACGGACAAGCCUGCAUGGACCAUGACAGGCAGUCUGGAGAAGGUGUCACUGUUCAGGAGUAUACGGCGUUGAAGAUGAAGGUGGUCAAAUGGGCUGACUCCGCCAAAACACAUAUCACUGGUCUCCCUGAAGGUGCUUCCUGCUACUUUGUGCCAGCUACACUCCGCCCCGAGACGAUGUACGGCCAAACUUCAUGUUUCGUAGGUCCUUCAAUCAACUACUCGCUGGUUAAGAUCAACGACAGUGAGUACUUUGUACUGAGCGAGAGAGCCGCAAGGAAUAUGGCGUACCAGGGCACCACCGCUAAAUGGGGCGAGUACUCAAUCAUCGCUACAUUCCCCGGUAAGGAUGUCAUUGGCACCAUCGUCAACGCUCCUCUCUCCGUUCAUAAGGAAGUUUACAUUCUUCCAAUGGAGACCGUCAAGGACACAAAGGGCACGGCCGUCGUUACCUGCGUACCAUCAGACUCGCCAGAUGAUUACAUCACGUCAUUUGACCUGGCUAAGAAGGCGGAUUAUUACGGAAUUCAAAAAGAAUGGGUCAAGUUUGACAACCUGCUUGGCAUCAUAGAGACACCAACCUACGGAAACCUCACUGCACAGAAGCUGGUCGAGGAGAUGAAGAUCCAAUCGCCCAAGGACUCCGCGAAGCUUGCCGAAGCCAAAGAGAAGGCAUACAAGGAAGGUUUCUACAAGGGCAAGAUGGUGUAUGGUGACUUCGCUGGUAAGCCAGUCGAGGAGGCCAAGCCAUUGGUUCGUAAGCAACUUAUCGACUCUGGUGUCGCUUUCCCUUACGCCGAGCCUGAUGGAAAGGUCAUCAGCCGUAGUGGAGACGAUUGUGUUGCGGCCCUGCUUGACCAGUGGUACAUGAACUACGGCACAGCGGCCAACGGCGGAGAUGGCGAGUGGGCCGAAAAGGUCCGAUCCCACAUCGAGGGUGAACUCAAUCUCUACUACCCUGAAGCGAAGAACCAAUUCUUGCGAGUCGUUGACUGGCUCGGCAUCUGGGCAUGCGCUCGAUCCUACGGACUGGGUACCAAGGUGCCUUGGGACCCAAGUGUGAUGGUUGAGAGUUUGUCCGAUAGUACCAUCUACCAGGCAUACUACUCAUUUGCUCAUUUGCUGCACAAGGACAUGUUCGGCAAAGAGCCAGGCCCUCUUGGUGUCAAACCUGACCAGAUGACGGAUGAAGCCUGGGACUACGUCUUUGCCCUCCGCGACCGAAGCGAUGUCCCACAGUCGACAAUUCCUAAGCAGGCUCUCGAGACUAUGCGACGCCACUUCGACUACUGGUACCCGCUUGACCAACGUUCUUCUGGCAAAGAUCUCAUUCAAAACCAUCUGACGAUGAACCUAUAUGUACAUGCCGCAAUCUUCCCGAAGGAGAACUGGCCACGCAGCUUCCGUGUCAACGGCCACUUGCUACUCAACGGUGACAAGAUGAGCAAGUCUACUGGCAACUUCUUGACCAUCGCUGGCGCGGUCCAAAAGUUCGGUGCAGAUGCUACACGUAUUGCUCUGGCCGACGCCGGAGACGAGAUCUCAGACGCCAAUUUCGAGGAAACUGUCGCAAACAGUAACAUUCUGAAGUUGUUCGAGCUCCGCAAAUGGUGUGAGGAUUUGGUGAAUGAGGCCAUCUAUGUCCCUGAUGCGGCUGCGUACAUGGAGAAAAGGGCAAACGAGCGCUUAAAGCACGCCGAUGUGAUCCAGCGAAAGAGCGGUAGUGAGCGCCUUCUGUUCGACAAGAUGUUCGACAACGAGAUGAACGUGCUCGUUCACGAAGCUUUUGGUCACUACUCCAACACUUCCUACAAGUUGGCCCUCAAGUCAGGAUUCUACGACUUUACCAGUGCGCGUGACUUCUAUCGCGAAGCUACCAAGGCGGCAGGCAUUGGUAUGCACGAGGAUCUUGUCAAGAAGUUCAUUGAGCUACAGGCUCUCCUCCUUACACCACUCGCACCACACUGGGCAGAAUACAUAUGGCUCGAGGUACUCAAAAACAAGGAGACCAUCCAGAACGCCCUCUGGCCAAAGGUCCCCGAGUCCGACCCAUCACUCACCGCCGCUCGCGAGUUUGUCCGCACCACACAGACCAACAUCACAUCAGCCGAAGGCAACGCCAUUAAGAAACUUUCAAAAGGCAAGGCCGCGACGUUUGAUCCUAAGAAAGAGAAGAAGAUUACCAUCUUCUCUGCUCAAGAAUGGCCUGCCUGGCAAAAGAAGUACAUCGACAUGCUCCGCGACGCAGCUACCAUUGACAUCAAGGCAAUCAGCAAGUCGAUCGAUAAGUCUGAGUCCAAGAAAGCUAUGCCCUUCAUCAACAACCUCAAGCGUCGCCUCGACAACGGAGAGCCCAAGGAGGUGGUCUUGAACCGCGAACUCGCCUUUGAUGAACUCUCAACCCUGCGGGUCAUGGUUCCAGGCUUGAAGCAGACGAUUCAAAAGUGCGUCGACGUAGAAAUCAUUGUUGUCUCGGAAGGUGGAAAGGAUGGUACGGUGAUCAAGGAGGACGGCAGCAAGGGCGAGAUCCGAUCGGAACUGCCACCUCAAGCUGCGACGGCUGAGCCUGGUUCGCCCAGCUUCGCUUUCGAGAACGUUGAGAGUGUGCCUGUUCGGUAG